AGCAACUGAGAUCCAAGUGGUGAACAAUUAUAAAGAUGGCGUUAAUUAAAGAGGAGAGUGAAGACAUAAAGAUCGAAGAGGCAUUCAGAGUGAAACAAGAAGAUACUGAGGAACAAACAGAUCUGAUGGUGUUGAAAGUGGAGAGUCAAGAACUGAAUGAAAAGGAAGAGAAAGGCCAGUAUGAGAAACAUCAUGACUUCAUAACUUUUAGUUGCUCAAAGAGUGAAAAGACUUCCUCAGGGAAAAGAGCUAAAACAAGAAGUUAUUUCACCUGCUCUCAGUGUGGAAAGAGUUUCAGUCAACAUCGCUACCUUAAGGUCCACCUGAGAAUUCACACUGGAGAGAAGCCUUACACAUGCACCCAGUGUGAAAAAAGUUUCACUCAAAAAGGAAGCCUUAAAAUCCACAUGAGAAUACACACUGGAGAGAUCCCCUUCACCUGCCAAGAGUGUGGAACCAGUUUCACUCAAAAAGGAAGCCUUAAAGUCCACAUGAGAAUUCACACCGGAGAGAACCCUUUCAUCUGCCAAGAGUGUGGAACCAGUUUCAUUCGAAAACAAACCCUUAAGAGCCACAUGCGAAUUCACACCGGAGAGAAGCCUUACGUAUGCCCUCAGUGUGGAAAAAGCUUUACACAUAAAGUAACACUUAAUGUCCACAUUAGAAUUCACACUGGAGAGAAGCCUUUCUCAUGUGGUCAAUGUGGAAAGAGUUUUAGAGGUAAAGUAAACCUUAAUUGCCACAUGAGGAUUCACUCAGGAGGGAACUGUUUUAUAUGUCAUCGGUGUGGAAAGAGUUUCACAGACAGUAAACAUCUUAAGAGUCACGUAAUAAGUCACAUCGGGGAGAGGCCUUUUAUGUGCAAUCACUGUGAUGUUAGCUGGGAGAGAAUUCCAAAGGCGAGGAGCAGCACUACUAAAGGAUCUAUGGGUCAGGUGGUGUAUGGAGGAGACCCAAUGAAGAGGAGCGGAGAGUUUGAGAAGGGGUUGUAG
Messenger RNA from Sinocyclocheilus rhinocerous, 992 nucleotides. RefSeq names its product gastrula zinc finger protein XlCGF8.2DB-like. The transcript is spliced from 3 exons. Lineage: Eukaryota; Metazoa; Chordata; Actinopteri; Cypriniformes; Cyprinidae. Gene Ontology annotation, cellular component: PcG protein complex; transcription regulator complex; chromatin. Gene Ontology annotation, molecular function: RNA polymerase II cis-regulatory region sequence-specific DNA binding; DNA-binding transcription factor activity, RNA polymerase II-specific. The record is from RefSeq and is a predicted model, not a curated record. Gene Ontology annotation, biological process: regulation of transcription by RNA polymerase II. The coding region runs from base 36 to 992 and encodes 318 amino acids.